UUAAUUAGUGUUAAUUACGUUAAUUACAGGCACAGUGGUGCACUCCAUGGUGGCUCACCUGGACGCCGUCACCUGUCUGGCCAUUGACCCCAAUGGGACCCACAUGGUGUCAGGGAGCCAUGACUGCUCCGUCCGCCUUUGGCUCCUCCCACACCGGAAGUGCAUCCAAGAACUUCCGGCCCACCGCCGGAAGUACGACGAGGCGGUGCAGGCCGCGGCCUUCCACCCAUCCCGGCCGCUCUUUGCCACUGGAGGAGCGGACUCUAUGGUCAAAGUCUAUGUCUGACCGACACCACGUGACCACGGCCGGGGCCUACUCUUAUUGCCCCCAUUACAUUGACCUGCCCCUAUAACUGCCCCAUGGGGGGCAAUUGAAGGGGGAUGGGGCAGUUAUGACACUACUGGGGGCAGUUAAGGUCUAUUGGGGCAAUUAAGGCCCUAUUGGGGCAUUUAAGGGCCUGUUGGGGGCAGUUAAGGCCCUAUAGGGGGCAAUUGGACCCUAUUAGGGGCAGGUAAGGUCUAUAGGGGCAAUUAUGACCCUAUUGGGGGCAGUUAAGGCCCUAUAGGGGGCCAUUGGACCCUAUUAGGGGCAGGUAAGGUCUAUAGGGGGCAGUUAAGGCCCUAUAGGGGGCAAUUGGACCCUAUUGGGGCAGGUAAGGUCUAUAGGGGGUAAUUGAGGCCCUAUAGGGGGCAGUUAAGGCCCUAUAGGGGGCAAUUGGACCCUAUUGGGGCAGUUAAGGUCCUAUAGGGGGCAAUUAAGGCCCUAUAGGGGGCGGUUAAGGUCUAUGGGGGCAGUUAAGGCCCUAUAGGGGGCAAUUGGACCCUAUUAGGGGCAGGUAAGGUCUAUAGGGGGCAGUUAAGGCCCAUAGGGGGCAAUUAUGACCCUAUUGGGGCAGUUAAGGCCUUAUAGGGGGCAGUUGAGGUCCUAUAGGGGGCAUUGGACCCUGUUAGGGGCAGGUAAGGUCUUAUAGGGGGGCAAUUGAGGUCCAUA
Coturnix japonica (Japanese quail) is the source of this 991-nucleotide messenger RNA. The record is from RefSeq and is a predicted model, not a curated record. NCBI's taxonomy places the organism in Eukaryota, Metazoa, Chordata, Aves, Galliformes, Phasianidae.